Molecule: messenger RNA, 9842 nt
Organism: Rattus norvegicus (Norway rat)
Lineage: Eukaryota; Metazoa; Chordata; Mammalia; Rodentia; Muridae
Source: RefSeq, a predicted model, not a curated record
GAAAUUCCAGGAGCCAGGGCUAAAUAUACUUGGCGAUCAAUACAGAAAUGGCUCAUUGUGAAUAAUUUAGCUGCUGGUGCUGUGAGAGUUUUGAAACUAAAGGCAAAAAGGACCCGGGCCAAAGGGGGAAAAAUAAGUAAAAAUCUUUUCAGGACUUGUCAAUUCUUUAACUUUUUCCUUCAAAGAAUGCAGUUAGAUUAUCGAUCUUCUCAUUAUGUGAAUCAAAGCUAGGGGGUGUUGUCUCAUACAAUUUACUUUUGUUUCUGGGGAUUAAGUGCUGUUUUGUGCUAUUGAUGCAUGAAAAUCAUUCCUCAUACUUGGGGGAGGAAAAAAAUAGAUCCCCUUGUGCACAGCCCAAAGUUUCUGAAACGUUGGAAAUCCGAAUGUCUUAAGUAGGCUUGGCAUUUGUCUCCAGCCAUAGUCUGGCAGGAAAUUAGGGUACGUUGAACAGGUGCUUACACAGAAUUUGGGGUAGGCUAAAAUUUCAAUACAAGCCAGAGUUGGCCAACUGCUGCAAACGUCUUCAGGAUGCAGUCUAGUACUAAGUGUUUUUGUUUUUGUUUUGUUUUCUUAUGUUUUGUUUGUUCUCUGCCCCCCCCCAUCAGAACAUGAUGAACCAACUUGCAACAAUUGUGAAUAGAGCUGUCUGUAUACUAGGGAAGUAGUCAAACUGCAGGGCGAUUGUGGGAAGUACUGAUUGCUAAAAUAGUUAGCUUGCAGUUAAAAUUGGCAAAUUCAAGAUUACCCCCCUCCUAUUUUUCCCCCCAAUCAAACAGCACUGCACUUUGACUAUGGAAACGGACGGAAUUGAUGGCUACAUAACGUCAGGUGACAAUGAGCUUUCACCUGAAGGGGAGCAGGCCACCAUGGCCAUUGACCUCACUUCAAGCACACCCAAUGGACAGCACGCCUCGCCAGGUCACAUGACAAGCACAAAUUCUGUAAAGCUGGAAAUGCAGAGUGAUGAAGAGUGUGACAGGCAGCCCCUGAGCCGUGAGGACGAGAUCAGGGGCCACGAUGAGGGGAGCAGCCUAGAAGAUCCCCUAAUUGAGAGCGGCGAGGUGGCCGACAACAGGAAAGUCCAGGACCUUCAAGGCGAGGGAGGAAUCCGGCUUCCGAAUGGUAAACUGAAAUGUGACGUCUGUGGCAUGGUUUGCAUUGGGCCCAAUGUGCUUAUGGUACAUAAACGGAGUCACACUGGUGAGCGGCCCUUCCACUGUAACCAGUGUGGAGCUUCUUUUACCCAGAAGGGCAACCUUCUGAGACACAUAAAGUUACACUCUGGAGAGAAGCCGUUCAAAUGUCCUUUCUGUAGCUAUGCUUGUAGAAGAAGGGACGCUCUCACAGGACACCUCAGGACCCACUCUGUGGGUAAACCUCACAAGUGUAACUACUGUGGCCGAAGCUACAAGCAGCGCAGCUCACUGGAGGAACACAAGGAACGCUGUCACAACUAUCUCCAGAAUGUCAGCAUGGAGGCUGCCGGGCAGGUCAUGAGUCACCAUGUCCCGCCCAUGGAAGAUUGUAAGGAACAAGAGCCUAUCAUGGACAACAAUAUUUCUCUGGUGCCUUUUGAGAGACCUGCUGUCAUAGAGAAGCUCACGGCCAAUAUGGGAAAGCGCAAAAGCUCCACCCCGCAGAAGUUUGUGGGGGAAAAGCUCAUGCGAUUCAGCUACCCAGAUAUUCAUUUUGAUAUGAACUUAACGUACGAGAAGGAGGCUGAGCUGAUGCAGUCUCAUAUGAUGGACCAAGCCAUCAACAAUGCAAUCACCUACCUUGGAGCUGAGGCCCUUCACCCUCUGAUGCAGCACGCACCAAGCACAAUCGCCGAGGUGGCCCCAGUUAUAAGCUCAGCUUAUUCUCAGGUCUAUCAUCCAAACAGGAUAGAAAGACCCAUUAGCAGGGAGACAGCUGAUAGUCACGAGAACAACAUGGAUGGCCCCAUCUCUCUCAUCAGACCAAAGAGUCGACCCCAGGAAAGAGAGGCCUCUCCCAGCAAUAGCUGCCUCGAUUCUACUGACUCAGAAAGCAGCCAUGAUGACCGCCAGUCCUACCAAGGAAACCCUGCCUUAAAUCCCAAGAGGAAACAAAGCCCACCUUACAUGAAGGAGGAUGUCAAGGCUUUGGAUGCUACCAAGGCCCCCAAGGGCUCUCUGAAGGACAUCUACAAGGUUUUCAACGGAGAAGGAGAACAGAUAAGGGCCUUCAAGUGUGAGCACUGCCGAGUCCUUUUCCUAGACCAUGUCAUGUACACCAUUCACAUGGGUUGCCAUGGCUACCGGGACCCACUGGAAUGCAACAUCUGUGGCUACAGAAGCCAGGACCGCUACGAGUUUUCAUCACACAUUGUUCGAGGGGAGCACACAUUCCACUAGGCCUUUUCAUUCCAAAGGGGACCCCUAUGAAGAACUGCACAUGAAGAAAUACUGCACUUACAGUCCCACCUUCCCUCAGAUGGUGACAUGCUUACUUCUUCAUGCUGUCACUGUCUAUAUUUCUUAUUUUGUGGACAAAAUGUCAUUUGCUCUGCCUAAUUACAAUAAGGAAGAAACAAGAGAAAAGGGAUGGGAUGUUCACUGAUAACUUGGCUUGUUUAUUUCGUGAGCAUUUAAAGCAGUUCAUUUCGGCCAUGCGUCCUUGCUAAGGCCUAUCAUGAUUUAGGAGAUCACUCAGUUCAUAGAGAUUCCUCUAAGAUAUUCUGAUUUGCCAUUCAUGUUCAGGAUUAUGAUAGAAGGCAGGAAAGUUGAGAGUUCUCUGGGUAGGAUUUUGGGCAAUUCAAAACAGUCUAAGUCAUUUUACUCUCAAAGAAGAUGUUUCAAAAUGUAAACCCAUUUUAUUUUCUGUUCUUAGAGAUCAUGGAACACAAACACGAUGUUAUUUUCCAUAACUACAAGGAUGAGUUGAAUUGUUAUGGGUUCUGUGUUUACCUCCCCUACGGAAUUUAUAAUUGAGUAUGUUUUACACUGUAUCCUAUAGCAAAACUUUUAAACUACAGGUAGUCAAGGGCCACUAUGAUACAUCUGAGGUCCUUUGAUCUUAUUUUUCUAAACUUGCGCACUGUUUUUCCAUAGUUUUGAUGACUGGCAUUUUAUAGACACCCUGGCAGCCUUACUUUUAACACCUGUAACAAAUAGUAUUUUUAUGUAGUUUUCAGAAUAACAUAUGUUCGCAAGAGUGGGUAAGAGGCAGUCAGUAAUUUCCAGGAAGAAUUCUGCUUUUCACAAUUUGAGAUUGUUUUUUUUUUUUCUUUUAAGCUGUAAGAUGCCGGCAGCCUAGUAUACAUAUUUGCUUCUAAAGGUGUGUUUACGAUUGUCACUUUAUCAGCAUUCAGUGUUAACCAGUCAGCAGAAAAGUGUAAUUAGGCGAACAGUAGGGGGAAUUCCCACUCUAAGAACCCUUUUCUGGUAUUUCUCUUCAAGCUGUGAGCAGUCAGUGUUCUAUCAUAGUUCAUUCCUCUUUGACUCUUGGUAUAGAAGGUCUUAAAGAGCCUUGCUAACAGCUGCUUCCUCUGAAAUCAUGGAGCAACUGUUAAUUGGACCUGAAAGUGCUCACCUGAACCCUGGAAGGUCUUUUAUUUACUAGGGCUAUGUAUUCCACUAUUUCUUCAGUAAUGUCAUUGCCUUUGCUGGAGACAAAAGGGAACCUCUUUGUUACCAGAAUAGCAUAGUGCAGGUCAAACAAACAAACAGAAAGUUUUCUGUCAGCCUUCCUGGAGCUGAGAAUGUGACACUCUUCAGGAGAGGGUCCCGCACUUUAAAAAUAAAAACAAAAAGUUCAACUCUAGAGGCCCUUAUCAGAAAUGAAUCUCAACCCCUUAGUCAAGAAUCUACUGUCUUCUCUUAAUUUGCACAUGACAUAUACUUCCAUAUUUCAUGCUCAGGUUUUAAUCCGAUCGCUGCGAGUUCUCAGCUUUUCUUUUUCUUUCCGAAGUUCACUUGCAUGUGUGGGUAGGGUUGGAGCACACUGUCAUCAAGGCAUUUGGGGGAAUCCAUUUGGCAGAUAUAUACAUAUACAUAUAUAUAUAUAUAUAUAUAUAUAUAUAUAUAUAGAUAGAUAGAGAGAGAGAGAGCGAGCUGCUUGUGUUAGAGGAAAAGAAGCCUGACCAUAAGUGGAUUAUUUGACAGCCAUUUGUAAAUGCUGAAAGGUCUUCUGGGAGGUAACACAUAGCUGCUCCAUCAGACCUUUGACUGUCAUGCCAAAACCAUGUUUGCUGUGGGAAGUGUUAAGACUCAAGUAGUGUCCACCGAUGAGCAACGUGUGUGCUCCUAACGUGCGUGCUCCUAACGUGCUUCACAGGUUUCCUUCUGUUCAUUUAAGCAACUUCCUAGCCCUACCGUAGCCAGAGCCACGUAGUUCUGACUUGCUUCUUUUACUAACUCUUAUCUUCGUUAUUUCUGGAGAAAUAUCCAAAUGGUACCUUUACAUGUAAGAGAAUGCACCAAAAAAAAAAAGAGCUAUAUCAAAUGCCAACUGUUGGGUUUUCCAAGUUUUGUUUUCGUAUCCCUUGGUACAUUGUGAAAACACAGUUUACUCAGGGAUAAAACAUCUCGUCACGCCUUCCUUGUCCCCGUUUAGCCUGCACACUCUGGAAUCACAGUGGAAAGGAUAUUUAUUUCUGAAUGAGGUAAAUAAGUUUAAGGCUCAUGACAUUUUUGUUUUAAUGUAACUUAAGGAAGCAUCCGGAUGCCUGUCUGGGUGUUCGUUUUGGCUCAUUGUGGACACAUGCAAGCGUCUGCUGUCAACUUUCCUUCUCUCUGCUCGCACCUACUGUGUUAACAAUCAUGCACCUAUCUGCCCUAGGACGAAACUGACUUUAGGUGUACUGAAAGAGUCGUGUCCUUCCCCCACAAAGGUGGUACCGACGUGCUCUGCCUUUCUGAUCCCAUUUUAUUGGAAAACCUGAUUUAUUCAGAGGAGUGAGCUAUAAGGGUUUAUUGGUUGUACAUACACACUUAGCAUUUUUUUUCAGCUGCAUGGCACAAGGUACAGAUAAAAGUAGAUAGCUCUGAUGUGACAGGGACAAAUGAGGGCAAAGUGAACCCAAGACUCGUGAGUUACUAUAAACUCUGUGGACCCUCAGUGACGGUCACACUUGCUUCUGUUUCACCAAAGAGAAUAGGAGACACGGUAGCACCUAAAAGUAAGCAUGAUGGCCAGAUACCAAAUAAAUCAAAUUUACAUAACCGUCACAAGACCAGUUUACUUAGGUGAAAUGUCACCCUUGAGAGAGGAUUUGAGGGCAUGAAAAUGGGUUACCCUCUGUGUUUUCCAGUUUGUCGGGAAUUUAACAGAUGGCUCUGCCCUCAUUUUGCCCAAAUUAUUAUUAUUAUUUUUGAUCUCCAGUUCCUUCUGGAGAAACAUGCUGCCUCCCGGUAACCGUGAUGAAUUGCUUGUUAUAAAGGCUUUUUAGAGCAGUGAGAACAGCCAGCAUGAUGAGCGGUGGAGGGAAACACUGUCAUUCAAACAUUCCAUUAAGAAGUGUCUGGAUAAAAUGGGGAUAUGAGGGCCGACCAUUAAGAUUUAGGACGAAGUCGCCUGGCUGGCUGGCAUGCGUACAGGUCAGUGUUUGAAUGCAGUAUAGUUCACAUGCACAUGUGUAUUGCACAUUCUUUUAAUAAAAAUUCACAGAAAAGAAGCAGUUAGAAAUCACCAGUUGUGUUGCAAAGGCAUAGAGUUAGAAGUACAGUCCAGCAGGUGUAUUAGGAAAGCCCAAAGUUGUCCAUGUGUCUUUAAGACUAAUGGCCAUUUAAAUCGCGAAUCUCCAUUGCCUGCAUCGAGAAAAACAAAGCAAAGGGAAUGCAAUGAAACAGUGAAAGGGUAUUAAGUUGGCUGGUGGAUAUUUGAAGAAGUACCAAUUCUUUUCCGAGUGGAAGAAAAUGCAGGAAAUGACUUAGCAACUUUGGCUUGUAUGCGUGAUUUCCUGUCCAGUGGUACACCUCACAAGUUUGUAGUUUCCAAGACUUCAUCUUCUCUCCAAAAUGCUAAGUCAGGGUAGAAAGGUGUGCUGAAGAGGCCCGAAAGCACCAGGAGAGCGUCUGUCCUAGAUUCAGGACAGCACGUACACUAUCCAAGUCACCUGCUGUAGUGUUUCAGCCUGGGAUUAUUCUUUUUACUAUAAAAUUGUAGACUGGUGGUCAUCGGCAGUUGUAUUUCAUGUUAUUUCAAUAACUACUGUCUGUAUAAUUAUUCUACAGCAGACGCUCCCCCAGGUCCAAAAAGGGAAAAAAGUGAGGGGUGAAUUGAAACUUUGUAUAUAUAAAAGUUAUUUUAUAAAUAUUUUAGUCUUCCAGUUUCUGCAAAAUAAUUAAAAUAUACAGUAACUGGUCUCUUAACCCCUGAAUUUAAUGUAUUAAAUACUUAUAAAAUUUUAUAUUGGUGCCUUUUAAAAAUGCAUUGAGAGUGCUGGGUAGCUGUUUGGCUCCACCACACUUGGACUGUGUAUUUUUUAAGAAAAAAAAAAUCACAUAAAAUCUAAGUACUCUCUAAUUCACCUUUGUGUUCUUAGAAAAAAAGAAAGGAAAAAAGCUGCUAAAAGACUUUACCAGACUUUUAGCUGAGCUGGCAAAUGUGACAAGAAACUUUGAAACCAGAUUUUAAUCUUUUUGGCUUGAUGGUAUUUCUGGACACUAUUCUGUCGGGGCAAAAUUGUAGACUCACAUGUCAGCAGUGAAUUGGAUUAUGCUAUGUGGUUUAAUUUAUUCUUGAGGAAGAAUAUGUUUUGCAUCACACAGGGGGUUCUUUGUAUAAUUUGGAGUCAAUAAUUACAGUAUUGUUUUGCUUUAAAAAAAUGCCCGACUGGUGUUGCUCUAGUCUUGGGUCUUCUGUCUUCUAACCUGUAGUUGUUUGGUGGAAUGGUGUGCAAAUGUGGACCAUUGUUUCCUCCUGAACAAAACAAAGCUCAGCUCUCAAGUCCCAUGACUCCAAAGUGUCAUCUCAGAUGUUUAACGCGGGGUUGUCUGUCACUUUGUGAAGGGUGUCUUCGACUAUGACAACUUUGUAAAAAACGAGCUGCUGGUUUUACAAAGUAGACAUCAUAUGACCAAGAAGCUGUGAUGUGCUAGUGUUUCUUUCCGUCAUAGUGUACUCUUAGGCCAAAUAAUGACACCUUGAAUAUUUUUACAUUUAUUACAGAGACCUAAAAUUUUGGAAUUCUAAAAGGUUUUUAUGUAAUGCUCUAUCUUACAGCAGUUUUCUCUUCUCUUGCUGUACUGUGAGUCUGUGCGUAUUUUUUUCUUACGCACCCUUGGAAAUGAGUUUUUAGUUCUGUUUAUGGUGUUUCUCUCCCAUACACUCGUUUAUAUACGUUCUGUACACAUUUCUUAUGAAGCCACCUUUCUUGUGCAUAGACAAGUGACAAGUACAUGAACCACUAGUUCCCUAAGAUGACUUUUAUAUUAUGAAUUAAUAUGAAAUUUAUAGAUCAUGUGCUAAGCCCCAUUAAGUGCAGAAUAAAAACUUCCUAUAGGUCCAAAUAAGCCAGUGUGCACUGAAUUGGGCCUUCAGUUUACCUCGAGUGACACGAAGUAAGGAAAGCUUGGGCAGAUGGCGGUCCCUCUAGCCAGCACCAUACACUUACUAGCAUGUCGCUGAGUCUCAUUUACUGGGAAUGGAUUUUUAAAGGAAUACACUGGAAGGAGGGAAGGGAUCGGGGGACUUCUGGUGUUUUUGUGGUUGCUUUGUCCUUUUUAAAAUGUUGUUCAAAUUGUGGAACUGUGAUCUAAAAACAUUUAGACUGAGGAGCACCGGAGAGGAUGUCCGUCAAUCACUUGCCCUUCUGUACCGCUAAGUUCUGGUUUCGCCUCUCCCUUCCUCUCACCUCCUCAUCCCCACUCUGUAUGUAGCCCUCCUCGCCAUUGCUUCUCCAUGUCUCUCUCGACCCUCCUACUAGUUAGGAGGGCAACUCUGAACUUCCGACUCAUGAAGUCUUAACUUUUUGUCUCAGUGGUUUUUGUUAGCUGUGUAGUCUGCUGGCGUAUUUUUAUACCCUAGUGGAGUUUUGUAUUUCCAAAGCGUGGUUGGGUUGACAUGGUAAGCUGUAUAGUCCUUACCUUGCUUCAUCCUCAAGUAGGAGGCACGGAACAUGACUCCAGCAAUUCUGGAAUCGGAGUAUCCGUCUGGCUCCUUUGUGCUUGGAUUCUGACUUGUUUGGCUUUCUUCUUAAAUACAAAUCAUAAGAGAGUAGACUCCCCCAUCCCCACCAAACACUGAGAGGAUAAAAACGGAAAGCAAGAGUCUUAACUUUCUCCCAACGGGGUGCGGGGAGGGGCGAGUGCUUUAACACUUCUGAGUGAUAUUUCAGGUUCAGAAGGGGUCCCCAGACCCCUCGCGCUCACCAUCGGGUCCCUUGGACCCUGUGCUAUUUGCAGCUUCAGAAUGGUUACUUUUGUGAUGGAGUUUAACUGCUAUUCUUUUUUUCCCCAUAAAAGUGCAAUACCCCUCUUGAAGUCUUAAAAACUAUGGUAAUUUUCUUCUUUUCUCUUUCUGACAUUUGUUUCUUUUACCAAUGAUGAAAAGAAACCAUUGGAAAUUGUAACAUGUCAUAGGACAUAACAAGCAAAAAUGAAAAACCACUCCACUAUGAAAAGCUGAAAAAAAAAAUGUAACAAAUGACUUCUCUGACUUUCUGGAAACUUCGUUUAGGCUAAAUUGCCUUGGAAAUCAUGAGUGAGAAGUUUAUCCUGAGGCUGAAAUAUGAUUUUUCUCCCACUCUUGUCUAAUGCUCUUAAGUUAAAUAACUAAUAUUUAAUGUUUUCAUUUCUCUCCUUUUGGAAUAUAAAUAUCAAAGCACUUAGGUCAGGUUUAAAUCAAUAUUACCUGUUGAAGAAAAAUUUUUUACAUAUUUAAAGCAGACCUGUUUCAAUGCAGAUGGAGAAGUAUCUUUUGUAUUAUCCAUAUUUAUAUGUAGUGUGCUCUUUUUUUAAUACCUGUGUUUCUGUAGUAAGACUGCUGUAUUGUAAAUACACGUUUUAUUAAAAAGUAACAUUUCUUUGGCAUUUCUUUUGAUGGCAUAUACUGUAUUUGUACAGUAUAUGUCUUGGCUACUUAACUUUUUUUUCUUUAACAAUACCAAAGGUAAUUAGACUAUUUUAAGGACUAAUUGCUUGACAGUUUCUAGAAUACUUUGAUUUUUUUAGAAGAAAAGAGAAAAAAAAUUUAAAAAAAAAGUCAAACCAGUGAACCUCAUUUUUUCAAACUAAUAAUUUGGGGAAAUAAAAACUAUUGUUUAAAAAGAAAUAUAUAUAAAUAUAUAUAUAUAAAUAUCUGUAAAAUUAAAAUCCCAAACCUUGUAUGUCAGGUUUGCUCAGUGUAAUGUAGGGGUUUUUUUUUUUGUUUUGUUUUUGUUUUUUUAAGGCUCAAAUACCUCAGAAAAUGGGGUUUACUAUGGAAAUGCUGCGGCAGUCUCUGCAGCUGUGUGAGCUGUCAUCCUGCUGCAUCCGGAUUGGGAGACCUCCACUAAACAGUUUUAUCACUGCAGACUAAAAUGUGGGACUUGUAUUUUCUUUGUUUUUUAAUGCACACACGUACAUGCUCCGUGCGUGUAUGUGGGUACCGUGUAUAUGUGUGUGAGUGUUGUAUAUGCAUGUGUGAAUGUGUGUGUGUGCGUGCGCACGCGUGUGUGUGUACAACUAAAGAAGCUGCAGAAACUUUGUAAUACUUUGUGAAAGGGUUAUAUUAUAAAGGUUUGUACUGUCUGAGUGCACAGCUACUGGAAUAAACUUAGCCAAUCUCAGGAACAAGCAUAUAAUUUGUCCAAGAUUUAUUUCUUCUCAGAAGUGUAAGUGCAGUUUUUAAUUCUGUAUAUUAUUUAAUAUUUUACCAAUAAAAUAAACUUCUGAAAGAAA